Rangifer tarandus platyrhynchus (Svalbard reindeer) is the source of this 264-nucleotide messenger RNA. NCBI's taxonomy places the organism in Eukaryota, Metazoa, Chordata, Mammalia, Artiodactyla, Cervidae. The record is from the annotation of a GenBank genome assembly.
AUGGACCAACAAGGGGGGCUGGAGGACACGGGAGAGAGAGCAAAGGAUGGAGCCAGGAGUGAGGGAAAGGGCCGAGAAAGGCCUUCGGUGAGUGCCCUGAACAGGGCCGGGGCACAGCAGCGUGCGGGCAGAGGCACGCCGGUGUGCGAAGGCAUGGGCCCCGAAGGUCCUGUGCGAGGGAGUCUGCGGAGCCGGGGCCCCGAAGGUCCUGUGCGAGGGAGUCUGCGGAGCCGGAGCGACGCGAGCUGCAGCAGAAACAACUGA